CAAUCUGGAAGGAAAAAAUUGAAAAAGUGAACACGACGUUUUCUUUUCAUUGUGGUGUCAUUUAAUGGACGACUAAGAACAAACACGACUUUUGUUAGGCAUUGUCUUUUUAAAUUAUUACAAAAGUAUAUAAUAUACAGUCGUAAACAUGGCGGAUUUCCUCGAUUCUGAAGCUGAGGAAAGCGAGCAAGAGGAUGAAUUAGAUCGUAAAACUUCACGAAAAAAUAAAGCACUGAGUGAUAGCGAAGAUGAAGAAGAGGAUGAUGAGGAUCGACUACGCGAAGAACUAAAGGAUCUUAUAGACGAUAAUCCCAUCGAAGAAGAUGAUAGCGGUGGUGAUUCCGACGCUUCUGGUGGUAAAACCAAGAGGAAGAAAAGUGACGACGAAGACGAACUUGAUGAUCGGCUGGAAGAUGAGGAUUAUGAUCUAAUCGAAGAAAAUCUUGGCGUAAAAGUGGAACGGAAACGUUUUAAAAGGUUGAAAAAGAUUACGGACGAAGCAAGCGACGAUGAGGAACAGAUUGAUAGCGGAUUCAACCGAGAAGUAAUUGCUGAGCAGUUGUUUGAAGGCUCCGCGGAUGAGGAGGAAGACGUUCAGUCGGUUGAAAAUCGUGAUGUGAUAUUGGCAACAGCAGACAAUCAAGACGACGAAGAAGAUGAGGAAUCGGACGCCGAUGAUUUCAUUGUUGACGACGACGGAGUUCCCAUAAGUGAUAAACGAAAGAAAAAGAAACACAUCUUCACUGAUGCGUCUCUUCAGGAAGGUCAAGAUAUUUUUGGCGUUGAUUUCGAUUACGAAGAAUUUGAUAAAUAUGAUGACGACGAAUAUGAGUACGAAUCGGAAGUCGAUGACGAUUUCGAGGAAGAUGGAGAAGUUAGCGAACGACCAAGGAAACCCAAAAAACAAAGUCGCAAAAAAUCAACUAAAAAAACCAUUUUUGAUAUCUUCGAACCGAGUGAAUUGAAGCGGGGCCAUUUCACUGAUUUAGACAUUGAAAUUCGUAAAACUGACAUACCUGAGCGAAUGCAGUUACGAGAUGUUCCUCUCACGAUGGUACCGGAGGGAACCAAUGAAUUGGAAGAUGAAGCCCAAUGGAUUUAUAAGCAAGCAUUCUGCAAGGCUCCGAUCUCAAAUCAAGAAACAUUUACUCGGAAGACGUCAUCUGCUAUUCCCAAAAUAAAACAAGCCUUAGAUUUUAUGCGAAACCAAAACUUGGAAGUUCCAUUCAUUGCAUUCUAUCGUAAGGAAUAUGUUCAGCCAGAUUUGAACAUCAAUGAUUUAUGGAAAGUGUACAAAUAUGACGCAAAAUGGUGUCAACUGGCAGCGAGAAAGAAAAACUUGCUGAAACUGUUUGAAAAUAUGCGAAAGUAUCAGUUGGAUUUACUAAUGGCUACACCUGAUGAUGCGAUUCCGGAAGACAUGAGAAUCAUUAGAGACGAUGACAUUGAAAGAUUGAAGUAUGCUCAAUCGCAAGAAGAACUGAAAGACGUGCAUAAUCAGUUUUUGUUGUACUAUUCACAUGCCAUUCCGCCUAUGUAUAAGCAUAUCAGACAAACUGAAAGGAAUCGUAUUCAACAAAUGAACGAGGCUCGAAAAAUCGCAAUGGAAGAAACCGAUGACACGGACGAUCCGAAAAUCAUAGACGAAUAUGUCCCGGAUGAUAAUGUCAAACUCACUAUUGGAUCCGGUCCGUAUGCCAUGUGCAGAAAAGGUGGCCUUUGUGGAUUGGCAAAACGAUUUGGGUUAACACCAGAGCAUUUCGCAGAAAACGUUCGCGAUAGCUACCAACGACAUGAUGUCCAACAAGAGCCAGGUGAUCCGACAGAUACUGCUAAAGAAUACGUAAAUAAUCGUUUUACUUCUGUGGAGGAUGUAUUGCAUGCGGGGAAGUUUAUGGUGGCGCGACAAAUUGCAAAGGAACCGUUGCUCCGGAAAUGUUUGAGAGAGCUGUACUUCGAACGAGCAAAAAUUUCAGUUCGACCCACGAAGAAAGGAAUCAAGGAGGUAGAUGAAAAUCAUCCCUGUUAUGCAAUGAAAUAUUUAAAAAACAAACCUGUCCGAGAUUUUGUUGGAGAUCAGUAUUUAAAAUUAAAGAUUGCUCAAGACGAUAAGCUAUUAACAAUAACGAUGUCCGAGCAUGCUGAACUAAUAGACGAGAUGAAAACUCUGUACUACAAAGACGAAUUUUCUAAAAAUGUUCAGGAGUGGAACAAAUUACGAUCGGAAUGUGUAGAGCUGGCUUUGAAAGCAAUGGUAUUUCCGGAACUGAGCAGAGAAUUGCAAUCCAUUCUGCUGCAGGAAUCGAAGGAAGCAGUAAUGAAAAUAUGUUGCCGUAAACUUUACAACUGGAUAAAAGUAGCGCCUUUUAAUCCGGGAUUCGAGAACGAUGACAACGACGAUUAUGAAUGGGACACAUCGCGUGGAAUUCGUGCUAUGGGAAUCGCGUUCGUUCCGGACUUUUCGCAAGCCGCGUUCGGUGCCGUGACUACUCCAGAGGGCGAUGUGAAUGAUUAUUUGCGAAUUCCGCAUCUAUUGAAACGGAAAUUUGCCCACAGAGAGGAAGAGAAAUCAAUGAAACAAUCAGACCUGCAAUCAAUAAUCGAUUUCUUAAAAAAUAAGAAACCACAUGUAAUUGUGAUCGGUGGUGAGUCAAAAGAAGCUUUGAUGGUUCAGAAAGAUCUGCAAGAGUGUGUCAAGAUUCUCACAGAUGAAGAACAAUUUCCCGAGAUCCCCGUUGAAAUCAUCGAUAAUGAACUAGCAAAGAUUUAUUCUAAUUCUAUCAAAGGCUCUUCUGAUUUUCGUGAAUACCCUUUACUACUACGACAAGCAAUUUCGUUGGCAAGAAGAAUUCAAGAUCCGCUAAUUGAAUUUUCUCAGCUUUGCACCGCUGAUGAUGAAAUAUUAUGUUUACGUUAUCACAGCUUGCAAGAUCAUCUGAUAAAGGAAGAGCUUCUGGAGAAUCUAUACAUUGAGUUCAUCAAUCGAACUAACGAAGUGGGAGUCGACAUUAACCUUACGGUGCAGAAUUCACGUACGAUCAAUUUGAUGCAAUUUAUAUGCGGUUUAGGACCGAGAAAAGGGUUGGCGCUUAUCAAAGUGCUGAAGCAAACGAACCAGCGGUUAGAAAAUCGUACUCAGCUUGUCACCGCUUGUCACAUGGGUCCCAAGGUGUUCAUCAAUUGUUCAGGAUUUAUUAAAAUAGAUACGAACUCGCUAGGCGAUAGCACCGAAGCGUACGUGGAGGUGUUAGAUGGUUCGCGUGUACAUCCUGAAACAUAUGAGUGGGCCCGUAAAAUGGCAGUAGAUGCACUGGAGUAUGACGAUGAAGAUGCCAAUCCGGCAGGAGCGUUAGAAGAAAUUUUGGAAUCACCAGAACGUUUAAAAGAUUUGGACUUGGACGCGUUUGCAGUCGAACUUGAGCGGCAAGGUUUUGGCAAUAAGAGUAUCACGUUAUAUGAUAUUCGGGCGGAGCUGAAUUCCAGGUAUAAAGAUCUUCGCACCCCAUUCCGUACACUAACCCCGGAAGAGCUCUUCGAUCAUUUAACAAAAGAGACACCGGAAACUUUGUACGUUGGUAGAAUAAUGCUUGCUACUGUGAUUGGCAUUAGUCACCGUAAACCGCAGGGCGAUCAAUUGGAUCAGGCAAAUCCCGUCAGAAACGAUGAAACUGGUCUCUGGCAAUGUCCAUUUUGUAUGCAAAACGAAUUUCCCGAGCUGUCGGAAGUGUGGAACCAUUUUGAUGCUGGAGAAUGUCCCGGACAAGCAACUGGUGUCCGUCUGAGAUUCGAUAAUGGUCUUUCUGGGUUCAUACACAUCAAAAAUAUUUCGGAUAAACAUGUUAAAAAUCCGGAAGAACGCGUACAAAUCGGUCAAACUAUCCACGUACGUGUGAUUAAAAUAGAUGUCGAAAAAUUUUCCUUGGACUGUUCCUCAAAGACUUCCGAUUUAACAGACAGAAAUAACGAAUGGCGACCGCGCAGAGAUCAAUUUUAUGAUCAAGAUGCUGACAACGUCGAUAGCAAAGCAGACACUGGUGCAAGAACGAAACCGCCAAGGCAGCAAUAUACAAAACGAGUUAUUGUGCACCCAUCGUUCCAUAACAUUUCGUAUGCUGAAGCGUUGAAAAUUUUGGAUAAGCUAGAUCAGGGCGAGGUAAUUGUAAGACCUUCCAGUAAAGGCACUGAUCACAUUACAGCAACUUGGAAAGUGACAACCGACAUCUAUCAGCACAUUGACAUUCGCGAGGAAUCCAAGGAAAAUGUUUUCAGCUUAGGGCAGUCACUGUGGAUUGGCAAUGAAGAAUUUGAAGAUUUGGAUGAAAUUAUCGCUAGAUAUAUAAAUCCGAUGGCAUCCUUCGUAAGAGACAUCCUGGGUUAUAAAUAUUACAAGGAUACCAAUGGUGGCAUGAAGGACAAAGCGGAGGAAAUCAUUAAAGAGGAAAAGGCUAAAAAUCCAAAUAAAAUACAUUAUGUUUUGUCCGUAGCCAAAAACUACCCUGGCAAGUUUCUGCUGUCGUACUUACCGCGAACAAAAUUCAAGCACGAGUACAUAACGGUUACUCCUGAAGGGUACAGAUUCAGACAGCAGUGUUUUGAUUCCAUUAACUUUCUAAUAAAGUGGUUCAAGGAACAUUUCCGAGAUCCGAUACCUUCUCCGGUUAGCACUCCCCGGGAUAAUACGGCAUCCGUACGUACCCCGUACUUUGGAACACCGAAAUAUCAUGGCGACACUGGUAAAAAAAAUACCCAGAACAUGCACCAGAUGUCGAGUGCGUUAUCACAAACGUCAGGCAAGAGUCCACACUACGCAUACACACCGGGCGACUUUGGAAGUGUCAGCAACCACGUGACUACGCCAUAUACUCCGAGUGGUCAAACGCCGUAUAUGACACCAUAUCAGCAAACUCCUUCUUCCCACACUCCACAGUUUGGAGCUACUCCACACAAAUACCCACAUGAAAAUCGGUUCAGCAAAGGAGAAUAUGAUAAUUCAUCUGCGCAAAAUAAAACAACUCCACUGUCGCCAUAUUCUGAGAGCAGCAUGGGUUCGUCGCAAAAACGGAAUAACAAUUGGAAGAAGGUAGUGAAUUCCUGGACACCGAAGGAAAACCAAAGCAAUCCUUUGGCUGGUUCACAUAAAAGUGCUGAACAACGCCCUUCGAACGAACAUCACAUUGCUAGUAAUUCUGGUAAUCGUCGCCGUUUCAACAAACAAGAAGAUUUUGCUAAUCCUCGUAUGGCCCGUACUGUUCCGAAAUCAAUCGAUAACUCACACAGCACAACAUUAGGUGAUUCAACGCCGCUUUGGGAUGAAUAAAAUGUGCAUUAUUGUUAUGGAUAUGUCGGCGCGUUUCUAAUAAAACUAAAGUUUUAUGAUACAUAACAUAAUAAAAACCUGUUUUAAUUCAA
Messenger RNA from Malaya genurostris, 5409 nucleotides. RefSeq names its product transcription elongation factor SPT6 (gene Spt6). NCBI's taxonomy places the organism in Eukaryota, Metazoa, Arthropoda, Insecta, Diptera, Culicidae. Gene Ontology annotation, cellular component: transcription elongation factor complex. The record is from RefSeq and is a predicted model, not a curated record. The transcript has 2 exons. Gene Ontology annotation, molecular function: DNA binding; histone binding; nucleosome binding. The coding region runs from base 149 to 5317 and encodes 1722 amino acids. Gene Ontology annotation, biological process: nucleosome organization; transcription elongation by RNA polymerase II; transcription elongation-coupled chromatin remodeling.